AUGACUCAAAACAAUAUCCUUUCUAGGAAAGCGAAAUGAAGUAGAUGAAGGGUAAUAUUGACUUUUUAAACUGAGCUUAGUGCUUUAAAAAUCUCUCCUCACGGUCCUCAUUUCCCUGCGUUGCACUUCUCCCCCUCUUUCUCUUCUUCGAUUCUUCUUUCCAGCCCCGCCAUUUUCACCGACGAACCAGCGAGUCGUUAUGGAUCCAGUCUCGGAAUGGGGAAAUACGUCGCUCUCCGAAAUGGACCCGGAGAUCCACGAUCUCAUCGAGAAGGAGAAGCGCCGCCAGUGCCGGGGUAUCGAGCUGAUCGCCUCCGAGAACUUCACCUCCUUCGCCGUCAUAGAGGCCCUCGGCAGCGCCCUCACUAACAAAUACUCUGAGGGCAUGCCCGGGAACCGCUACUACGGUGGAAACGAGUACAUCGACCAAAUCGAGAACCUGACCCGCAGCCGCGCUCUCCAGGUGUACCGCCUCGACCCCGCCAAGUGGGGCGUCAACGUGCAGCCUUACUCCGGCAGUCCUGCCAACUUUGCCGCUUACACGGCUGUCCUCAAUCCCCAUGAUCGGAUCAUGGGGUUGGAUUUGCCAUCUGGUGGCCAUUUGACCCAUGGCUAUUACACCGCUGGGGGGAAGAAGAUCUCGGCCACCUCGAUUUACUUCGAGAGCUUGCCGUACAAGGUUAGUUCAAGCACAGGUUAUAUCGAUUACGAUAAAUUGGAGGAGAAGGCUUUGGAUUUCAGGCCGAAGUUGAUCAUUUGCGGUGGCAGUGCCUACCCAAGAGAUUGGGACUACAAGAGAUUCAGAGAGGUAGCUGACAAAUGUGGCGCUCUUUUGCUCUGCGAUAUGGCUCACAUUAGUGGCCUUGUUGCUGCUCAGGAAGCUGCUGAUCCUUUUGAGUACUGUGACCUGGUCACUACCACAACCCAUAAAAGCUUGAGAGGUCCAAGGGCAGGCAUGAUCUUUUAUCGGAAGGGACCCAAGCCACCAAAGAAGGGACAACCAGAGGAUGCAGUGUAUGACUUUGAAGACAAGAUAAACUUUGCUGUUUUCCCUUCAUUGCAAGGCGGUCCCCACAACCACCAAAUCGGUGCUUUGGCUGUUGCCCUCAAACAGGCAAUGACCCCUGGCUUUAAGGCUUAUGCUAAACAAGUCAGAGCUAAUGCGGUCGCGAUUGGGAACUAUUUGAUGAGCAAAGGAUACAAGCUAGUCACUGCUGGAACUGAGAACCACCUUGUUCUAUGGGACCUUCGCCCUCUCGGUUUGACCGGUAACAAGGUUGAAAAACUGUGUGACUUGUGCAACAUUACUGUUAACAAGAAUGCUGUUUUUGGAGACAGUAGUGCUCUUGCCCCCGGAGGAGUUCGUGUUGGUACCCCUGCCAUGACAUCGAGGGGCUUGGUUGAGAAGGACUUUGAGGAGAUUGGUGAAUUCCUACACAGGGCCGUGACCAUCACACUGAAUGUCCAAAAAGAGCAUGGGAAACUCUUGAAGGACUUCAACAAGGGCCUGGUUAACAACAAUGAAAUUGAACAGCUCAAGGCUGAUGUCGAGAAGUUUUCAUCCUCGUUUGACAUGCCUGGCUUCAAAAUGUCUGAUAUGAAGUACAAGGACUAAGUGAAACCUUCCUUUUUCGCUCACCACAAUUUGCUAUGCACUCUUCAUUAAAAAUUCCCAUUUGUUUUGGCUUAUAGUUCAAUGCGUGAAAAAAUAAUGGUCCGUUUUUGUAUCUUUUUCAAUUGGUGAUUUAGAUCAGUUUUUUAUAUAUCUGCGCUGAGAUGUAGCUGCUCAAAAGUUUACAAAACUUAAGGUGAGUUCCAUCUCAUGGUUUUGUAAAUUUCACUCAUAUCAUUGUGUUUUUCUAAGCUCUUUCACAAUAUCAAGUGUGUUCUAAGCAAUGUCGGUA
This is a messenger RNA of Cuscuta epithymum, 1904 nucleotides long. The record is from the annotation of a GenBank genome assembly. NCBI's taxonomy places the organism in Eukaryota, Viridiplantae, Streptophyta, Magnoliopsida, Solanales, Convolvulaceae.